Messenger RNA from Bradysia coprophila, 1760 nucleotides. RefSeq lists its product as uncharacterized. Gene Ontology annotation, biological process: RNA processing. Lineage: Eukaryota; Metazoa; Arthropoda; Insecta; Diptera; Sciaridae. Gene Ontology annotation, cellular component: spliceosomal complex. The record is from RefSeq and is a predicted model, not a curated record.
UUUAUUGAGAGUUUAGAAUACAGAAGAGUUAUAUUGUGAGGAUGGACUAAGUUGGUCGACGGGCCACUGAGUGUACAAUUUUAUCUAAACAUUCUGCGAGAAAGUCUGUAGAAUAAAAAAAAAAAGUCAAGAUGGGUCGCCGUUCAAUCAACACCACUAAAAGUGGUAAAUACAUGAAUCCAACCGAUCAAGCAAGAAAGGAAGCACGUAAAAAGGAACUGAAGAAAAACAAGAAACAACGGCAGAUGGUGAGGGCAGCCGUGUUGAAAGGAAAAGACCCAGCACAAUUGAUUGAGGAAAUGGAGAAAAUCGAUGAAAUGGAAUAUAACGUCUACCAACCAUCACCGCUCAACGAGAAAGUGUUACGCGAAAAGCGAAAGAAAUUGAAGGAGACCUUUGAUCGUGUGAUGCGGCUAUACCACAACGAUGAUCCGGAACUGUGGGCCGAAUUGAAGAGGAAAGAGGUGGAGUAUGAAAAGCGCCGAAACAAGAAAGUUCAGUAUUUCGAAAGCGUUAAGCAUGCUCAGACCGUUCAAGUAGACGAAAUUCCACUGCCUCAGAUGACGUCUGAAACGCCAGCCAACAUCUACAAUAUGCCUGGACGAAUACCCUUACCAUCUUUACCGCUGCCUCCAUUCGUCCUACCUCCUGCAACAGCAGCGACUAAAAAACCAGUUGAAUUACCAAAAGAACCUGAAAAACGGCCAGAAGUUAAGAAAAAAGAACCACCCGGUUGUCCUCCAGGACCACCACCCGAUCUGAUGGAGAUGCGCGAAUUCGAUUCAGACUACGAGUCCGAAGAAGAGGAACCUAAAUCGAAAAAACUGAAAUCAGUUCGACAUGAGGACGCACCUAUUCGGAAGGAUGAUGAAAAAGAUGAAGAUCUUUCGGUGAAACAACCCACAUCGCUGCAACAGCGUAUGUUAGCCAUAUCGGGUCAGAACAUUGAUGAAUUCAUGAAGGAGAUGGAAAAUGUUCAGAAGAAAAAGGAACAAGAACGAGCGGCUGACCUUCAAGAGCGACUUUCGACGCUAGAUAAAGAUAAAGAUUCGAGCGACAACAGUGAAUCUGAAAGUGAGUCGGAAUCUGAAGCUGAAAAAGAAGAAAGCGACGAGGACGAGGACGAAGAAGAUGAUGACGACGACGAUGUCGAACUGCCGAUUGUCAAAGAAACACUUCCACCAAUUCCUCAGUUUCCCACCACACAGCAGCCAAUCAAACUUCCAAGUGGUCCCCCACCUCCACCAGUUGGUAUGCCUCCAGCCAUGAUGUUUCGACCGCCGCCACUUCGACCAAAUAUGCAACCUCCAAUGGCCAUACGUAUGCCGCCAGGUCCUCCGCCAGUGCGACCAGGAAUGCCUCCAAUGCCACGAAUGGGCAUCAGAAUGCCUCCUGGACCACCGCCAGGAAUGCCUCCGAAUCGAAUGCAUCAUAACAAUCAUCACAAACCGCAUACGGGACCGAUUGGUAAUAUCCUGUCGGCUGGUCCACAAUUGACAAAAGAUACAAAGGGCAUGACAACGAUUACGGCGAAACCGCAGAUUAGAAACUUAAGCGCAGAUGUAACGCGAUUCGUUCCGUCAACACUGAGAGUGAAGCGUGACGACAAUAUAAAACAACAGCGCAGGCCCAAGCAGUACAUUACUGAAGUGAAACAACCAGAAGCAUCGAAAACAACAACUAAAGACGAUGCGUACAUGCAAUUUAUGAGAGAAAUGCAAGGUCUUAUAUGAAUACAAAACCUAACUGGAAUAAUGGAA